AACCCACCACACCAACCGGGAGAAAGGUCAGGUCGAUCUCCCAUUCCCACCCGUGCGAUUCCCCUCCGCCAUCUCCCAGCUUGCCGUCGUCCGGCCCCAUCCCCUUCCCGUGCCACCGAGGUGAAGGUGGGCUCGCUCAGGUCUCAGGUGCUAGAUGGCCGCCGCGGCGGUCCUGGCGCUGCUGAUGGUUUCGGCGCUGGCGGGGGCCGCGGCCGGCGGUGACAUCGUCCACCACGACGACGAGGCACCCAAGAUCCCCGGAUGCAACAACGACUUCAUCCUGGUAAAAGUGCAAAGCUGGGUCAACGGCAAAGAGGGUGAUGAAUUUGUUGGAGUUGGUGCUCGCUUUGGUCCCAAAAUUGUCUCCAAGGAGAAGCACGCAAACCGAACUAAACUCACGCUGGCAGACCCUAUUGAGUGCUGCUCUCCUCCAAAAGACAAGGUUUCUGGAGAUAUUCUUUUAGUUCAAAGGGGCAAGUGCAAAUUCACAAAGAAAGCAAAGUUUGCUGAAGCUGCCGGUGCUUCUGCCAUAGUAAUCAUAAACCAUGUCCACGAACUGUACAAGAUGGUCUGUGAAAAGAAUGAGACAGAUCUUGACAUACAUAUACCUGCAGUUCUUCUACCAAAAGACGCAGGUUCUGCUUUACACACACUUCUUACAAGCGGUAACGCAGUUUCUGUGCAGCUGUACUCUCCAGACCGUCCUGUAGUUGACACUGCAGAGGUAUUUCUAUGGCUUAUGGCUGUUGGUACAGUCCUCGUUGCUUCAUACUGGUCUGCAUGGAGUGCUAGAGAAGCAGUUAUUGAACAAGAGAAGCUCCUGAAGGAUGGCCAUGAAGGCCUACUGAAUGUUGAGGCUGGAGGUUCUAGUGGUAUGGUAGAUAUCAAUGUGGUAUCAGCGGUAAUGUUUGUGGUGGUUGCGUCAUGCUUCUUAAUAAUGCUCUACAAACUCAUGUCUUACUGGUUUGUGGAGCUACUGGUGGUAAUCUUCUGCAUUGGCGGUGUAGAGGGUUUGCAAACAUGCUUGGUUGCUCUGUUAUCAAGAUGGUUCAAGCCUGCUGCAGAAUCUUUUGUGAAAGUACCAUUCAUUGGAGCUGUUUCACAUCUUACUCUGGCAGUUUGUCCAUUUUGCAUUGCAUUUGCUGUUCUAUGGGCUGUUUUCCGCCAACUUCCGUAUGCUUGGAUUGGGCAAGAUAUUCUUGGUAUCACACUGAUAGUUACUGUCAUCCAAAUUGUCAGAGUACCCAACCUCAAGGUGGGUUCAGUUCUUCUCAGCUGUGCCUUCCUGUAUGACAUCUUCUGGGUGUUCGUCUCCAAGAGGUGGUUCCAUGAGAGUGUGAUGAUUGUGGUUGCACGUGGUGAUAAGACUGACGAGGAUGGUGUGCCCAUGUUGCUAAAAAUUCCACGAAUGUUUGAUCCUUGGGGUGGAUACAGCAUUAUUGGCUUUGGUGAUAUCCUUCUUCCUGGGCUGGUAGUUGCUUUUGCACUAAGAUACGAUUUUGUUGCAAAGAAGAGCCUUCAGUCUGGUUAUUUUUUGUGGUCAAUGGUGGCCUAUGGUUCCGGACUUCUAAUCACAUAUGUUGCGCUGAACCUGAUGGAUGGUCAUGGCCAACCUGCCCUUCUGUACAUUGUGCCCUUCACACUCGGAACGUUGAUCACGCUCGGUUGGAAGAGAGGAGAGCUGCAGAACCUGUGGAUGAGGGGGGAGCCAGAGAGAGUGUGCACGCAUAUGCAUAUGCCGCUGCUGCCCGCGACCCCAAACUAACAAGUGCGUGGGGUAGGCACUUGGACCAGAAUGCACGCUGCGUCGGCGUCCUGCUAAUACGGUAACUAGUAGUAAUUAAAUAUAUUGCCCAGCAAUAUGGUCGCGUAAGUUGUAUUUGAUCGAGACACUUUACUGAUGUACGUAUAUGCAUGUAUACUUGCUUAUGAAUUUAGUUCAGCAUGCCUGUCAGCCUGUGUGUGAUGGACAAAAAAUCACUUUACCGAUGUGCUCCAUCUUGUCAAGUCAAAUGUAGCUAGGAAUAGAAUCAAUCAGUGUAAUGUUGUGUUCGAGAAAAAAUCAGUGUAGUGUUACUAA
Messenger RNA from Panicum hallii, 2080 nucleotides. Its product is annotated as signal peptide peptidase-like 5. The coding region runs from base 155 to 1765 and encodes 536 amino acids. The record is from RefSeq and is a predicted model, not a curated record. Gene Ontology annotation, cellular component: Golgi-associated vesicle membrane; cytoplasmic side of endoplasmic reticulum membrane; lumenal side of endoplasmic reticulum membrane. The transcript has 14 exons. Lineage: Eukaryota; Viridiplantae; Streptophyta; Magnoliopsida; Poales; Poaceae. Gene Ontology annotation, biological process: membrane protein proteolysis. Gene Ontology annotation, molecular function: aspartic endopeptidase activity, intramembrane cleaving.